Molecule: messenger RNA, 885 nt
Organism: Glycine soja
Lineage: Eukaryota; Viridiplantae; Streptophyta; Magnoliopsida; Fabales; Fabaceae
Exons: 3
Coding region: 1-885 (294 amino acids)
Source: RefSeq, a predicted model, not a curated record
AUGGUUAGAACUAGAGGGUUAAGUCGUGCCUUAGGCAAGGUUAUAGGAAGAGCCCUGGGGAGAGAGAAUCAUCGUCAUUCAGAUGAUGUUCCGCAGACGCGAAGGCCUAUAACAUCCACACGUAGGCAACGGGAAGCUGCCGAUGUUGCUGAGGAUUCUCCUGACGUGACUAGAGACGUAUUUCGACAUGCUGAAAAAGCUAUUGAUGAUGCUGAGGGAUUUUCUGGUGGGCCGCAUGAUCCAUCAGUGCUGACUGCAUAUGGUGAGCAUGUUGCAGAACGUCCUGAGUUGAAGCAAUUGAAGCUAUCCUUCCAUGGAAGGAAGGUUCAGAAAUUUGGGAGGCCUACUCCUAAAAUCGAAGGGCCGAUCGCUGCCACAGGAUUAAGUCCUUUAAUCGCAUGUUUAGUGGACACUGGCGAUCGGGGACUUAUAUCCGCUUUUGUGGAGAGGUGGCAUAAGGAAACGAGUAGUUUCCAUCUUCCUAUUGAUGAGGUGACCAUCACCCUGGAUGAUGUGGCCUCUCUGCUUCAUCUUCUUAUUAUAGGUGCAUUCCAUAGCUUCGAGACUAUGCAUGUCGAUGAAGCGGUCUUGAUGUUGGUAGAGUUACUUGAAGUCUUCCGAGAGGAAGCUAGAGCUGAGACAUGUUGGAUAUAUGAGCAUUUUCCCUCUGUUGUUGAGUCUUUGAUGGAUCCAGACUAUGAUGAAAUGUCACCAUGUGCAUGCUGGUGGAUUUCUACGAAGGCUUCUUCGAAGUCAUUGCUAGCAUCGACGUUCCGGAAAUGUCUACAUGGACUGACAAUUGUUGAUGUUUACUGGAUGCCUUAUGGUGACCACCAUGUAGUGCGGGAUUUUGAUCUGAUUUCAAGCUUUUCAUGUCAUAUCUGA